Molecule: messenger RNA, 1609 nt
Organism: Dichomitus squalens LYAD-421 SS1
Lineage: Eukaryota; Fungi; Basidiomycota; Agaricomycetes; Polyporales; Polyporaceae
Product: acetylornithine and succinylornithine aminotransferase
Exons: 5
Coding region: 86-1564 (492 amino acids)
Biological process (GO): arginine metabolic process
Cellular component (GO): mitochondrial matrix
Molecular function (GO): transaminase activity; pyridoxal phosphate binding; identical protein binding
Source: RefSeq, a predicted model, not a curated record
CGCGGUCUUUUUACCGUCUUCAAAUCUCCGCUAGACGAGCCGCCUACGGGUUCCUCCCCAACGCCAGCAAAGCAGCUACUUGAGGAUGCGUGCCAUCACUCGUCAAGCCCCGCGGACGUUGGCCCGUAGUGCAAAACGCGCUCUGGGAGCGCGAUGCAUGGCCACGCAGGUUAUGGGCGAUGUUCCCUUACCCGACAAGCCGUCGACUAGAUACACUGCGGUCACCCACCCUGAGGACCCCGCGUCCAUCACGCCCAAGGUCAAGGAGAUCAUCGACCGCUCGAACGCGUACAUCCUCCCCGUGUACGCUCGCCCGCCCGUUGUCCUGGCUAAGGGGAAGGGGGCAUACGUGUGGGAUGUGAAUGGACGCGAGUAUCUGGAUUUCAGUGCCGGGAUUGCGGUGAAUGCACUGGGACACGGGGACGAGGGUCUUGUAGAGGUUCUAAAGACGCACGCAGGAACAUUGCUUCAUACGAGCAACGUUUACCACCACGAGCAAGCCGGGAAGCUCGCAGAGCUCCUCAUCACGCUUACCCAAAAAGAAGGCGGAUUGGGCUUCGCGCCAGGCAGCUCGCAUGCGCUCACUGACGGCACGAGCGGCGCCAAAGUCUUCUUCUCGAACUCGGGCACGGAGGCGAACGAGGGUGCGCUGAAGGUGGCUCGCAAAGUCGGGAAAGCGCGCUGGGCGGCUGCGACAGGAAAGCCGGAGGACGACCCGUCCUGCGACAAGAUCGAGAUCGUGUGCUUCGCGAACGCGUUCCAUGGGCGAACCAUGGGAGCGUUGAGCGUGACGUCGAAUCCAAAAUACCAGAAGCCGUUCACGCCCCUCAUACCGGGUGUGAGGGUCGGUCAUCUGAACGACGCCGUGGGCUUGGAGAGCCUGGUGGGAGAGAAGACGUGCGCAGUCAUCGUCGAGCCGAUCCAGGGAGAAGGCGGCAUCCACGCGGCGGACGUGAAUUGGCUUCGGGCUCUCAGGAAGCGGUGCGACGAGGUCGGCGCGGUGCUGAUCUAUGAUGAGAUUCAGUGCGGGCUGUAUCGGACUGGUAGCCUCUGGGCCCAUUCCGGCGUCCCAAUCGACGGCCAUCCUGACAUCGUGACCACUGCGAAGCCGCUCGCGAACGGGUAUCCGAUUGGUGCAGUGCUCAUGCGGGAUGAGAUCGCAAAGGUGAUGACGGCCGGCACACACGGCACUACGUUUGGCGGUUCUCCCCUUGCCUGCGCGCUGGGCUACCAUGUCCUGUCCCGGCUGUCGGACGAGGUAUUCACUGCCAACGUCAAGGAGACUGGCGCGUACCUGCGCGCGCGGUUGGAGUUUUUGGCGCAGUGGUUCCCCGACAUCCUGGAGGAGCAAGUGCGCGGGCGUGGGUUGAUCCUGGGCCUCGGCUUCAAGGACAAAAGUCACCCUGCUCGGGUCGUAGAACUGGCGCGGGAGCGCGGGGUGCUUUUGUUGACGGCUGGGUCGGAUGCUGUGAGAAUAGUACCGAGCUUGAACAUCGGUGCGGGAGAAGUUGGACAUGCUAUGGAUGUGCUUGCGAGCUGCCUGGAGGUACUAAGUACGCAUUAGAGGUCUUGUAUAGGCGUCCGGGAAUACGAUUGGUUCGUUAUAGUU